Seminavis robusta is the source of this 1093-nucleotide messenger RNA. Lineage: Eukaryota; Bacillariophyta; Bacillariophyceae; Naviculales; Naviculaceae. The record is from the annotation of a GenBank genome assembly.
AUGGAAAAGAUGGAACACGCUCCUCUAACAGAAGACUUUGGAUACGAUGGUUUUGACGACGAGUACUCGAUGGCUUCAUCCUCCUAUGAUAGCGAUGUCGAAGGAGGCGGCUCCGACAUGGAAAGCGGGAGCAGUAGACGGGAAUCCAGUGACGGCGAGCCGGACAAAAUUCUAAGCUCGCAAGAGAGCCAACAAGUCUACUGCUCCAAGAUGGUAGUGUAUGGUGUACUCUUCAUUGCGGCAGCCGCAGUGUCGACUGUGGCCUAUAUCUUCUUGGCACGCGAGGAAGAAAACACCAUGAAGGUGGAGUUCUCGGCUUACUCGCGGGAGAUCUUGAAGCAAGCUCAAGCCAACUCGAAGCGCAUGUUCGAAGAGCUCUGGGAUCUCAGCAAGUCCAUCACAUCUCACGCUCUGGACACCAACAGUUCUUGGCCAAACUGCACUCUCCCCUACUUCGACAUUCACGCACAUGACUUGAAGAAAAAGACCGGAAACCUAGAGUUUGUCGGCUUUGCACCCUUUGUAACACCCGAGAAUCGGGCCGGCUGGGAACAAUACUCUGUGGACAAUCAAGGCUGGAUCCAACAAGACUAUAACUAUCGCAAUUGGACCCAUGCUGCUGCUCCUAUUCCUACUUCCAUCCAUCAAUACAACGGCAGCGGUCUCACCCAAGAAGAUUAUGUCUUUGAAGAUCCGCAGUUCGACUACGAGAUCCCCCUUUGGCAAAUUGCUCCUGCACAAAACGACACUUCCGUCAUCAACCUCGAUUUGGCUACCGUUCCCGUCUUUGCGCACCUCCUCUGGGACAUUAAGAUGAAAAAGGUCGAGCAAUACUCCCGCAUCAUGGACCUCCAUUUCCUGCUUGGCGACAAUCUAAACCAAAACAACCCAGAUCACCCCAGAGGGACUAUUUAUCAACCAGUCAUGGAAGACUUUCGCGAAAAUGCCGAUGUUGUCGGCUUUGCCAUGGGCACGUUGACAUGGGACCUCAUGUUCGAGAAUGUCCUGUUUGACAGCUCGUCUCCGCUUUUGGUGGAGAUUGAAGGGACAUGCAACGCCAUUUUCACCUACAAGAUUGGUGGCGAAAGCAUGC